AUGGUGCUCCGGGGAAGUGUUGGUUCUUCUGUCCCCUGCACAGGAGAAAUCCAGACAGCCUUUAUCCUUUCUUCCUUUGUGACCUUCUUUUUUGGGCUGUUCAUUUUGUUGAUUUGCAGGAACACCAAAUUCCAUUCAAAAGUAUUUCAAGUAAGAAAGGUGCUCAGCCACAGGACCUUUCAGAAGUCCCACAAAACGAUUGUCAGGUUUCAAGGAGCCUUUAUUGAAUGGAUAGAGAUGAUGUUGUCAGCGCAGACCUUUGUGGGUCGUGUGAUGGUGAUCAUGGUCUUUGUACUCAGCAUUGGGUCCCUCAUUCUCUUCUUUAUGCAUUCCAGAUUUCCUGUUGGAAACUGCUCAAACACCUUAGACAAGACUAUUCACCUUGACCUGGCCUUUAAUGGUUUUUUCCUCUUUUAUUUUGGAGUGAGGUUUGUGGCUGCAGAUGACAAGAUCAAGUUUUGGUUGGAGAUGAAUUCAAUUGUGGAUUUCUUUACCAUUCCACCCACCUUUGUUUCAUACUAUAUUCAAAACAAUUGGCUUGGCUUAAGAUUUUUGCGGGCACUUCGGUUACUUGAACUUCCCCAAAUACUGCAGUACCUACAAAUCACCAAGACAAUUAAAGCAGUAAAGUUAUCCAAAUUUAUAUCCAUAUUUAUCAGUACCUGGCUUACUGCAGCAGGAUUUAUUCACCUGGUAGAGAAUUCUGGCGACCCUUGGAUCAAGAAUAGCAAUUCCCAGCCACUGAGUUAUUUUGAUUGCCUUUACCUUAUAGUAGCAACAAUGUCAACUGUUGGAUUUGGAGACAUAGUAGCUAAAACGAUUCUAGGAAGGACCUUCAUCAUCUUCUUCAUCCUUGGGAGUUUGAUCCUGUUUGCAAACUAUGUUCCUGAAAUUGUUGAGCUUGUUUCAACCAACAGAAAAUAUAACAAUGCUUAUGAAGUGGUAAGAGGAAGGAAAUUUAUUGUGGUCUGCGGAAAUAUCACUGUGGAGAGUGUUACUGCUUUCCUACGAAACUUCCUUCGCCAUAACAAGGGGGAGAUAGUCUCAGAGAUCGUUUUCUUGGGAGAAGUUCUACCCUCUCUGGAGUUAGAAACUCUAUUCAAGCGCUACUUGGCUUAUAUUAGUUUCUUCUAUGGAUCUGCAUUGAAGUGCGAAGAUUUGAAGAGAGUUGCGGUGGAAUCCGCAGAUGCAUGUCUGAUUAUAGCCAAUCCUCUGUGUUCCGAUUUACAUGCAGAAGACACUUCUAAUAUAUUGAGGGUUCUCUCGAUCAAGAACUACUACCCCAAGAGCAGGGUCAUCAUCCAGAUACUUCAGGCUCAUAAUAAGGUUCUGCUGCCGAAGAUACCCCAUUGGAACUGGAGUUCUGGAGAUAACAUUAUUUGCUUUGCUGAACUCAAGCUGGGAUUUAUGGCCCAGGGUUGUUUGGUGCCAGGCUUAUGCACCUUCCUAACCUCCCUGUUUAUUACUGAGGAAUCCAAAAAGAUAAUUCCCAAAGAGACCUGGCAAAAGGAUUACUUGGAUGGCAUGAAGAACAAAGUAUUUACCCAGCGCCUCUCCAAUGAUUUUGUUGGAAUGUCUUUUCCAGAAGUGUGUCGGCUGUGCUUUGUGAAGCUCAACAUUGUGCUGAUAGCCAUUGAAUACAAACCAGGAUUCCAAGAGUCCAGUGGCCUACUACUAAAUCCGCCCCCACAGAUUAAGCUGCAAAAGAACACAAUGGGGUUCUUCAUUGCCGAAACCAUAACUGAAGUCAAAAGGGCCUACUUUUAUUGUUCCAAGUGCCACAGCGAUGUGAAAGAUCUCGAGUUAAUUAUAAAAUGUACCUGCCGAACCAGUAGCACACAACAUCGACGUGAAGUACUAUCAUUCAUUGCAAUGAAAUACCCAAAAAUAUCAUCUGGUAAAACAAGUCAAAGGUCAAGCACUGUUGGAAGAAGAACAUAUAGCCCAAGAGCUAGUGUUGUUUCAUCCUUCAUCAUCAGGGAUGCAGCUACUGUGGAAAGAGAGCUAGAAAAUGACAAGUUGGAUUCCACUGGGAUGUUUCACUGGUGUGAACCAGUUCCUCUGGAAAAUGCCAUUGUGAAGCGGGAUGAGAAGACUAUCAAAUUCCAGAACCAUAUCAUUGCCUGUGUCUUUGGAGAUGCACAAUCUGCCCUGGUAGGGCUACGAAACUUUGUGAUGCCUCUGCGAGCAAGUAACUACACCUUCAGAGAGCUGAGAGACAUUGUGUUCAUUGGGGCCCUGGAUUAUUUGCAGAGAGAAUGGCGGUUUCUCCGUAAUUUCCCCAAGGUGUACAUACUGCCAGGAUCGGCUCUUUUUCCUGGAGACCUGAAAAGAGCUAGGAUCGAGGCAUGUGCCAUGUGCGCCGUCCUGGCCCCGCCAUCGAAGGCUGAAGUCAGCCAGACCCUGUUGGACUCAGAGUGCAUCAUGGCCACACUCAAUAUUGGAUCCCUGAAUGCCUAUCCUUUCAUCCAAAUGCUCUCAACCCCAGAUGCAACUGGCAGACAGAAUCCAUCCUAUCAUCAAUCAGAGCAAGGUUAUAAAAGGAUCCCCAUCCUAACAGAGCUGAAAAAUCCAUCCAAUGUCCACUUUAUUGAACAGCUUGGUGGCAUGCAUUCAGGAAUCCCAGGAGCAAACUUGCAUUUGAGCAUCUCCUUCUCUACUGGCUCGGUCUUUUCAGACAGUUUUUUUGACUCACUGAUGGCCACAGCUUACUAUAACUACCACAUCUUGGAGUUACUCCAGAUGCUGGUGACUGGAGGGAGGAGUGCACAGCUAGAUCUGCAAUGGGAAAAAGACAAGCACAAAGAUCAAAGUGACAAUGAAGUGUUAUUCUUGACUGGGAGAGCAAGGUGUAAGCUGGAACUCCUGUCUUUGAGCCAUUCACUCUUAUUGGACCUUGCUGAAUGCGAGACCUUCGGACAACUGUUCUGCAGUGCCCUGGAUACAUUUGGAAUCCUUUGUCUCGGGCUGUACCGCCUGAUAGACAAUGCAGAAUGCAAUCCUCUACAGAAAAGGUUUGUGAUUUCUCGGCCUCCUAAUGAUUUUGAACUGCUUGCCACUGACCACCUUUUUUGUGCCAUUCCACUCAGCAUCGCACAUUACACUAAAAUGACUUAUGAUCCCCAGCAACGACUGGACUCCCUAAGCCUGCAAGGGAGUCCAUUAACUAGGAAAUAUUCCCCAACAUCCCUUGAGUUUCCAGCUCCAAAAAGAAAGUCGAAGACCUCUACCUCUUUUGACAGAAAAUCCUUCAAGUCAAUGUCUUCAGUGUUGAGGCAGAGUGGGAAAGAAGCCAAGGAUCCUUAUUCGAUGUAUCAGAAUCAAAUCCUUUGUACUGUAAAUGAACAGGAUACUGAUGAUGUUGAUUCUACAAGUUUAUCAGUAACAACUGCACCAGACAUCGAGGAAAUCAGUUCUAAGGACCAGGAGUUUUCAAUGUCAAGCUAUAAAGAAACCAAAGGAAGCAUUCCAGGUGGCAGUGAACAAAUACCUAAAUCUCCAAAAUCAGCAUCUAACACACAGUUAAAGGACAAAACCAUAGUGUAAAUCACUCAACUGGAUAUUACUUUCAAAAUAAAUGUAAUCUUGAGGGCUCUGGAAUGAGAGUUCA
This is a messenger RNA of Tachyglossus aculeatus (Australian echidna), 3610 nucleotides long. It is a transcript of the gene KCNU1, whose product is annotated as potassium calcium-activated channel subfamily U member 1. The transcript is spliced from 27 exons. Gene Ontology annotation, molecular function: monoatomic ion channel activity. Gene Ontology annotation, cellular component: membrane. Gene Ontology annotation, biological process: potassium ion transport; reproductive process; transmembrane transport. The coding region runs from base 1 to 3546 and encodes 1181 amino acids. Lineage: Eukaryota; Metazoa; Chordata; Mammalia; Monotremata; Tachyglossidae. The record is from RefSeq and is a predicted model, not a curated record.